GGGGAAUCUCGCGAGGGUUGGAGUUUUGGCGAGAGUUUGUGGAAGAUGGCGCCUGUUGUGACAGGUCAUUGAAAUUAUGAGACUAUCAUUCAAAUGGAAGCAUUAUAGUUCUUCGGAACCAUUAUGAUCUCAAAAGAAAAGGAGAAUGAUACAGAUAUUCUGGCUGAGGUGUUUUGAGGUGCAUCGAAGUGUUCCAAGCUGUGACUUACCUUAACAUGUUCUUGAAGUACCAUGGCGUGGAUUAAAAGGAAAUUUGGUGAGCGCCCUCCACCCAAACGACUCACAAGGGAAGCAAUGAGAAAUUAUUUAAAAGAAAGAGGAGAUCAAACAGUACUGAUUCUUCAUGCAAAAGUUGCACAGAAGUCAUAUGGAAAUGAAAAAAGGUUUUUUUGCCCUCCUCCUUGUGUAUAUCUUAUGGGUAGUGGAUGGAAGAAAAAAAAAGAACAAAUGGAACGUGAUGGUUGUUCUGAACAAGAGUCUCAACCAUGUGCAUUUAUUGGGAUAGGUAAUAGUGACCAAGAAAUGCAGCAACUGAACUUGGAAGGAAAGAACUAUUGCACAGCCAAAACAUUGUACAUAUCUGAUUCAGACAAAAGAAAACACUUCAUGUUGUCUGUAAAGAUGUUCUAUGGCAACAGUGAUGACAUUGGCGUGUUCCUCAGCAAGAGGAUAAAAGUCAUCUCCAAACCUUCCAAAAAGAAGCAGUCACUGAAAAAUGCUGACUUAUGCAUUGCCUCAGGAACAAAGGUGGCUUUGUUUAAUCGACUUCGAUCCCAGACAGUUAGUACCAGAUACUUGCAUGUAGAAGGAGGCAAUUUCCAUGCCAGUUCACAGCAGUGGGGAGCAUUUUAUAUUCAUCUCUUGGAUGAUGACGAAUCGGAAGGAGAAGAAUUCACAGUCCGAGAUGGUUACAUCCACUAUGGACAAACAGUCAAGCUUGUGUGCUCAGUUACAGGCAUGGCACUCCCAAGAUUGAUAAUUAGGAAAGUUGAUAAGCAGACGGCAUUACUGGAUGCAGAUGAUCCUGUGUCACAACUCCACAAAUGCGCAUUUUACCUUAAGGAUACAGAAAGAAUGUACUUGUGCCUUUCUCAAGAAAGAAUAAUACAAUUUCAGGCCACUCCAUGUCCAAAAGAACCAAAUAAAGAGAUGAUAAAUGACGGAGCUUCCUGGACAAUCAUUAGCACAGAUAAGGCAGAGUAUACAUUUUAUGAGGGAAUGGGGCCAGUUCUAGCCCCAGUCACCCCUGUGCCUGUUGUGGAGAGCCUUCAGUUGAAUGGUGGCGGGGACGUAGCAAUGCUUGAACUCACAGGACAAAACUUCACUCCAAACUUACGAGUGUGGUUUGGGGAUGUAGAAGCCGAAACAAUGUACAGAUGUGGAGAGAGUAUGCUCUGUGUUGUCCCAGACAUUUCUGCAUUCCGAGAAGGUUGGAGAUGGGUUCGACAGCCAGUCCAGGUUCCAGUAACUUUGGUCCGCAAUGAUGGAAUCAUUUAUUCCACCAGCCUUACCUUUACCUACACCCCAGAACCAGGGCCGCGGCCCCACUGCAGUGCGGCAGGGGCGAUCCUUCGAGCCAACUCAAGCCAAGUGCCGCCUAACGAAUCAAACAGCAACAGCGAGGGAAGUUACACAAAUGCCAGCACAAACUCAACCAGUGUCACAUCGUCUACAGCAACAGUGGUGUCCUAACUACCGUCUUUUUGUUAGGACUUAAACUGACUCAAGUGCGGCAAAAAAAAGUUGACACACAAAAAAGAACAAUGUUUUGUGGCUUCUUGGGGAAACUUCAUACCAGGUGAUAGAUGCUAUUAAAUAAAAAACCCUGUUACCUGCAAGUGCUGAUGUGAAACACAGAAGCCACAGUAAAACAAAAACAUCAACAUGUACAAACUAUUGGAAACCAAGUUUUUCAGCUUUUUUCCCCUCACGGUGUUGUUUGGUUGGUUUUUGUUUGGUUUUGUUUAAAUGGGCAAGAAAUAGAUGUGUGGCUGGAAUAAAAGUCAAGCAAACUAGAAGACAAAAAUCUAACCUAGUUUUUAUGGACCAAGGAACUUGUAUAAGCUUUAGUAAAAGGUACAUUUUCACCAUACCUUUUUUAUAUCACAGUACAUAGUACGCCUUGUUACCAAAUAGGUUGUUCUCCCCACCCCUUGAGCUUUUGCUCUAAAGUACAUUCAGGUUCUGAGCCUGGCCAAGCUUGUUUAAUCAAAUUACCUACACUUCCAGGUUCUUUUUGGUCUAAGGCUGGAACUUUUUUUUUAAGCUGAAGUCUUGUGACUUUUCAUGAAUUGAAAUGGUUUUGAUUUCAGCGAGUCAAAUCUUGUAAAGGCCUGCAUAUUUUUUUUAAGAUUAUAUGAAGUCUGUGCAAAAGCUUUAAAAAAAAUGCCUCUGCCUUGCCUGCAAUACAUGCAAUGUAUGUUAGUCUCUAUUCUCAGACAAUGUUUUCUUUUCUUUUCUUUUUUUUUAAUGUAUUUAUAGCAGUAAUCCAAGAAGUUCUAACAUUUACAUGGAAUUCAAUGUGGCUGUUUAGUCUUUUAUGAGUUAAUGGCGUGGAACAUGUUUUUGAAGUGUUCUCUUCUCCCAUACAUCAAUUCAUCUGUGUGUUCCAGGGUUUGUUCAGGUGUCCCCCACCCCUUCCUAAUCUUGUACAUAACUUGUAUUAUGUGUAAGUUAAACAUUUUAUUUUGAACUUGGAAUGUUCCCGUGAUUUCAUUCAACAGGGUGGUUUCUGCCUUGUUAGAGAAUGACAAAAAAUUAUCAUGAGAAGUAUUUGCUACCAAGUGGUAGCUGGUGCCCUUAUGGUGGAAUGAGGAAUAUCUCAGCAAAAUGUUUUAUUAUUGUACUUCAAAAAAAAAUAGCCUAAGUAGAGCAUCAUUGAAAUCUUAAAACAGAGAUGCUUUUAUUAGAUGAUCAACUCCAAUAGCUGGAAGACAGUACCUUAGAAACAGAUAGAUGUAAGUUUAUAAAAAUGCAAAUGUAACUUAUGUUUCUAUCUCUUUCUCUGCUUUGUUUUGUUUUGUUCUGUUUUCUCAUCCUUAGAACUGAGCAUCUCCAGAAAUGUCUCCUACUCAGAAAACAUUUCUUUUCCUCUCCAUUAAGAUUUGGCUGCAUUCAGGGCUAUGUCAGCCUUGCCUGCUCAUCUCACCAGUUUCAUAUUGCUUCUAUUCCUGCACUUUGGUUAUGCCUUUGUUCAGUUUCUUAAGAAAUUACAGCAGACUCCCUGAGCUACAUUUAGUAAAGGAGCCACAUGUGUAAUGUUAUAGGAUACAAUCAUCCUUAGAGUAAAAACUACCUCUAGAUUGUGGUAAGCUUUUACUGUCCCAUAAAACAGGAGCCACAAGUACCUUAAUGAAUGCAAAACUGUAACUUCGUGCAGCGUUCCCAGUGUCUUUCUGGUGUCUUGGAUUGUUUAAAAGUUUCUAUUAAUAGACUUUUCAAGUCAUUUGUGAGGAGCAUGUUUUCCUGCUUUGCUCUCUUUAUCGCUCAUUCUUUUGCCUAGACUGUGCCACUGUAAAUAUUACUCCUAACAUCUUUAAAUUGCCUUUCCUUUGUUUUCAAGGGGAUUGUCAUCAGUAAAACACACGAGGUGGUUAGUUUCUGCGGUUUUUUCUUACUGCACGCCUUUGUAAUCACCCCUGGCUACUCGAUACAGCCUUUUCAUUCUUGUCCAGGCUGUUCUGGUCACUCGCUUCCUCCUUGUCAGGGUAUCCUGCCUCUCACACUGUGAGUCCCUUCCAGAUCACCAGAACUCAUUGUGGCCUUAUCUUCCUUUGCGCAAGCUCCUCACUGGCUUUUCCUUACAGACUUGAUUGUUUCUCAGUAGUAGUUCUCUGUCCUUACUAAUGAAUUAGUUCUUUUGUUCAGUGCAAAAAUGUUUCCAGUGUUCUCUUGUAGGCCACACAUCUCCUCUACUUCCAAAAUCUAGAAUUUAGCUAAGAAAUUAUUUUAGCCAAUAACAAAUGCUUGAAGAACAAAUGAUUCCUUACCCAGCUUUGUAGUUCCAAAUGAAUGUUUAUUUUCUGGGCUUUAUUAAAAUGAUUUUUUUUUUGCUUUAAAAUAAGGUUUAUAUCGUAUGUCGGUUAUUUUGUUUCUUCUAAUAAGACAAUUUAAACAAGACUGUCAACCCAUUUUCUGUUUUUGUUUUCUGCAAAGUUCAAGAAUGUACUUCCAUAGGCAUUUCCUCCACUGUUCUCAUGCUACAGACUGAAGAAUGAAAUGGCUUGUCUGUUGUAGCUUGUUAACUGUAGUUCUUUUAUCAGCUGCUU
This is a messenger RNA of Dipodomys spectabilis (banner-tailed kangaroo rat), 4268 nucleotides long. RefSeq names its product recombination signal binding protein for immunoglobulin kappa J region (gene Rbpj). The record is from RefSeq and is a predicted model, not a curated record. Gene Ontology annotation, cellular component: nucleus; MAML1-RBP-Jkappa- ICN1 complex. Gene Ontology annotation, biological process: Notch signaling pathway; regulation of transcription by RNA polymerase II. Gene Ontology annotation, molecular function: RNA polymerase II cis-regulatory region sequence-specific DNA binding; DNA-binding transcription activator activity, RNA polymerase II-specific. The transcript is spliced from 12 exons. Lineage: Eukaryota; Metazoa; Chordata; Mammalia; Rodentia; Heteromyidae. Bases 232 to 1692 code for a protein of 486 amino acids.